CAGUUGGAAUGCUUCCAUGUCUCUUGUUUACUAACUCUAACUACAUCUUCUUCUGCUGAACCGUAGCAGACUCAUGAACAGCACAGCUAGUCAGUUCAGUAUAAAUCAGCCUAGGCUAUGGGUCGUCGCCUCUCAGGGGAACAGUGCAGCUCUGCAGCGCCAUUGAUUGGCUGCUUCCAACCACCGCCUGCAUGAAUGGCUGCCAAUUGGCUGCAAUUUCGCCCAUGGCAUGAAACGGGAAUCUGGCCAGACAGCAUGUACAAGCACAUGCACCCGUACGAGUAUAUACGAAGCAGGCAUUGCUCGUACGAGUAAUAUUCCAGAUCGGGGGGCCCUGUCAGCUGCCCAUGAAGAGGCCCGUCAAUCGCAAUCAUCUAGAAGCCCGCUGGAAAAAUCUCCUGGGCCUCUUCGCUUACUCUUGGCCAUUACCACUUUUACCCCAUACAAAUCCAAUAAAGCGCCUAAAGUGCCCAAGGUAGUGGUGACACAUACACAUGAGAGAGCGCGCUGCCUACGAAGUGAGCACCGGUCUAGACGAUUCAUCAUCAAGAAGCAGCUCAAGGCCAAAUACCAGCACCCAUCACGAGCCCAAUCCAUGUAUAGCAGGUAAUCAGCACCACUGCAUAAACGAAACGGCUCUCUCAAUGCCUCUCCCCCACCCGCUUGGGCACAAAUACGAACUGACGAAAUUGCGUGUAACAGAUGUUCCCCCCCAAGUUGCCAAGCUAGCUCCAACGGCAAUGAGAAUCCGAAAUCCCAGCUUCAUCGGGGGAAACUCAUUCCAUUACCAAUUCGCACAUCCUUCUUUCAGUCAUCUCGCUGCUGUUUUCCCCCCUUCGUAUUGUAUUGGGCGGGCAGUUCCGAAUCUGGCAUCAAUCAUCGCAUGACACCACCGAUAAUCCUCACAGCUGAAAAACUCUAUCACCAUGAUCCAAACACCUUUCAGCUGAACACAUGCAUACAACCCAUCCCAAUUGUAGCUUCGCCCAGGUCCAACUAUCCCCAAAUCUAAAUCUGACCUUAUGCACAACUACAUCAAUGGCCCAAAAAAAUUCACAACUGCAGCUCCCUUCCGCUCGCUACCCCUCACGGUGGCAAAGCCUCCUCCCGCGGCACCUGUUUUUU
Messenger RNA from Trichoderma virens Gv29-8, 1125 nucleotides. RefSeq lists its product as uncharacterized. Lineage: Eukaryota; Fungi; Ascomycota; Sordariomycetes; Hypocreales; Hypocreaceae. The transcript has a single exon. The record is from RefSeq and is a predicted model, not a curated record. Bases 230 to 610 code for a protein of 126 amino acids.